CAGGAUGUUAAUUAUUUCCUAAGUUCCUGCUUAGAAGAAGACUGAGAACCGAAUGCCGCUGAAGAUGUUGUUCGCCUUCAUUCAGCCCAAAUUCAUAGCUGCAAUGGUGCUCUCGGGGUUGGUCACUGUGGUGGUACUAUACCUGUCCAUACUUGACGACACACACCUUAACACUCACCUGACACAAAACACCCGGACACGUCCUGUUAAGACCAUGUUCUGGUACAAACCAAACAUAACGACAGAGAUGUAUCUCCUCUCCGCCUACUAUGACGAUAGACCGACCAUAGACCCCAUGACAAGACCGGCCAUUCGUAUCAUCGGUAUGGCGCACAAAGAUGAAGUGGACAAAGAGAAACUGUCCUGUUUAGUCACCUACGAAGGGCGGGAAACUCCCGUCUUGCAGGCAAUCACGCCGACUGACAUCGGCAUAGGAGGCUGGCGACACGGGAAAUUCUUUCGGGAGUAUAUAUUUGUGUGUGGAUCUUUGAGAGUCAAGGAUAAGAACGCGACAUUCGUCUCCGUGGUGGACCAGACGUAUCUGACCCAAACGAAUUGGGAAUCUCAUGAACAGGUGCGUGUACCUGUACGAUAUCCAAGAAGAGAGGAAACAAUGGACUUUGGGUGCUGUGUCAGUUUGGCUUACUGGAAGUUUGAUCCCUAUAGACUAGUGGAGUGGGUGGAGCUGCACAGGCUCUGGGGAGUAAAGGAGAUCAACAUUUACGGCAGCAUGGUGGAGGACACCACGGAGAGGGUUUUCUUAUACUACCACCAGCAGGGGAUCUUAACCUACACCAGGGUACCCCGGCCCAUAACCGAGGACGGAGAAAUCAUGUUUCAUAUCAUGGCGACUCCUGUGAUCAAUGACUGUAUGUAUAAGAACAUGUACAGAUACAAGAAAAUCGUCGUCACCGAUUUAGACGAAAUGAUCGUUCCCCGUGGAAAUUUGAUGACGUACCAUGACAUGUUGGCCGCCAUUGAAAAUGAAACAGAAUCAAGUCAUCCGUACCGAAUGUAUAAUUUUAGGAACGUGUAUUACUUCUCCGAACUGCCGCAGAAUACGUCGCAGCCGGAGUAUGCGUUAACGUUACGUCAAAAUCACCAUUUGAGAGAACUGACGGCUCACGGAACGGCAACUAAAAGCAUCUCAGACCCGAUGGCUUGCAAUAAUUUGCAUAAUCAUUAUUGCUUGAAAAUCCCCAAAAUGCUUGAAAAAACGCCUCAUUCUAUUCAAGUUCAUGAAAAAUUUGGCUUGAAUCAGCAUUACAAGAAGUGCCACUUCGACAAGUACCGUAAGGCUUACAAUCUGCCAUCUUGCAAAGAAGCUCUGAAGAAUUACACAUAUGACCCCACUAUGCUGAAAUUUAAGAAGAAAAUGCUGGCCAGUUUAAAAAAGCCUCUUAAAGAUCUUCAAUUGAUAAAACAUGUUUCUUGAAUUCUUUAACAGCAUUAAGAUCAACCACUUUGUCUUAUCUUUUUUUGUGUUGUUGAUUAUUUGUACUUGAUUCUGCAUUUGAAAAUGAAAUUUUAGUGCAGGAUCUUAGGCCACAUUCACACAGAGAGCAUCGGUCUACGUAGAUCGAUCCAACUCUGCAAGAACUCUCACUGAAUGCAAUCAGCUUAACCGUAUGGUAGGCCUCCCCCCGUGUUGAGUAGAAUACCAGAAAUACAGAAAGGCUGGUGAUGAAUAUAUGCUUUGGAAUGGUUGCGCUACAUGUAACAAUAAACGUAACAAACGUUGUUAGACCCUUUUUCGUCUAUCAGCUACAUGUUAAUCAGUCGUUAAUCGUGUUGUUUCUGUUUAAGACUUACUCACUGCAAAGUGUCGGAUGAGGA
Lingula anatina is the source of this 1836-nucleotide messenger RNA. RefSeq lists its product as uncharacterized. Gene Ontology annotation, cellular component: cytoplasm. Gene Ontology annotation, molecular function: glycosyltransferase activity. Lineage: Eukaryota; Metazoa; Brachiopoda; Lingulata; Lingulida; Lingulidae. The record is from RefSeq and is a predicted model, not a curated record.